CUGGUCAUAAACAAGCCUCACUGCAGGGUUGCAUCACCAUAAAGUCUGGGUUUUGAGAGGUUUCCUUUCUCUGUCAGCUGCUAAGGAAGCAUCUGUCCCUGUGCCCCAAUUGAAGAGCCUUUUGUAGAUAUCAGGAACAUGGCAAUCUGUGCGGGGCUCGUCCUGGAAGGAGGCAACUUUGGUCACUGCGAUGCCUGAGACUCAAGUGUGACGUUUCUGCAGGUACUUCAUGGUGGCCGCCUGCCCACCACUGCUCCACCCGGCUCCUGAAACAUGGGGGAAAACGAGGACGAGAAGCAGACCCAGGCCGGACAGGUGUUUGAGAACUUUGUCCAGGCUUCCACGUGCAAAGGCACCCUCCAGGCCUUCAACAUCCUCACCCGCCACCUGGACCUAGACCCUCUGGACCACAGAAACUUUUACUCCAAGCUCAAGUCCAAAGUGACCACCUGGAAGGCCAAAGCCCUGUGGUACAAACUGGACAAGCGUGGGUCUCACAAAGAGUAUAAGCGAGGGAAGCUGUGUACGAACACCAAGUGUCUCAUCGUUGGAGGAGGACCAUGUGGUUUGCGUACUGCCAUUGAACUUGCCUACCUAGGGGCCAAAGUGGUCGUGGUGGAGAAGAGGGACACCUUCUCCCGGAACAACGUGCUGCACCUGUGGCCUUUCACCAUCCACGACCUGCGGGGCCUGGGAGCCAAGAAGUUCUACGGGAAGUUCUGUGCCGGCUCCAUCGACCACAUCAGUAUUCGUCAGUUACAGCUCAUCCUGUUCAAGGUGGCCCUGAUACUGGGAGUUGAAAUCCAUGUGAAUGUGGAGUUUGUGAAGGUUCUAGAGCCUCCUGAAGAUCAAGAAAACCACAAAAUCGGCUGGCGGGCAGAAUUUCUCCCUGCAGACCACUCUCUGUCGGAGUUUGAGUUCGAUGUCAUCAUCGGCGCUGAUGGCCGCAGGAACACACUGGAAGGGUUCAGGAGGAAGGAAUUCCGCGGGAAGCUGGCUAUUGCCAUCACCGCCAACUUCAUAAACAGAAACAGCACAGCCGAGGCCAAGGUGGAAGAGAUUAGUGGCGUGGCUUUCAUCUUCAAUCAGAAAUUUUUCCAGGACCUUAAAGAAGAAACAGGGAUCGAUCUCGAGAACAUCGUGUACUACAAGGACUGCACCCACUACUUCGUCAUGACCGCCAAGAAGCAGAGCCUGCUCGACAAAGGUGUCAUCAUUAACGACUACAUCGACACUGAGAUGCUGCUGUGUGCGGAGAACGUGAACCAGGACAACCUGCUCUCCUACGCCCGCGAAGCUGCUGACUUCGCCACCAAUUACCAGCUGCCCUCGUUAGACUUUGCCAUGAACCACUACGGGCAGCCCGACGUGGCCAUGUUUGACUUCACCUCCAUGUAUGCCUCGGAGAACGCCGCCCUGGUGCGGGAGCGUCAGUCACACCCGCUGCUCGUGGCCCUGGUGGGCGACAGCCUGCUAGAGCCCUUUUGGCCCAUGGGCACAGGCUGCGCCCGCGGCUUCCUGGCCGCCUUCGACACAGCAUGGAUGGUGAAGAGCUGGGACCAGGGCACCCCUCCCCUGGAGCUGCUGGCUGAAAGGGAGAGUCUUUACCGGCUGUUACCUCAGACGACCCCGGAGAACAUCAACAAGAACUUUGAGCAGUAUACUCUGGACCCGGGGACACGGUACCCAAACCUCAACUCCCACUGUGUUCGGCCCCACCAGGUGAAGCAUCUGUACAUCACGAAGGAGCUGCACCAAUUCCCUCUCAAGAGGCAGGGCUCAGUGAGAAGAUCCGUUGGCCUCUCCAGGCAGGAGUCAGACAUCCGGCCCAGCAAACUGUUAAACUGGUGCCAGCAGCAGACCGAGGGCUACCAGCACGUCAACGUCACCGACCUGACCACAUCCUGGCGGAGUGGCCUGGCCCUGUGUGCCAUCAUCCACCGCUUCCGGCCUGAGCUGAUCAACUUUGACUCUUUGAAUGAAGAUGACGCUGUGGAGAACAACCAGCUAGCGUUUGACGUGGCUGAGCGUGAGUUUGGCAUCCCCCCAGUGACCACGGGCAAAGAGAUGGCGUCAGCCCAGGAGCCCGACAAGCUCAGCAUGGUCAUGUACCUCUCCAAGUUCUACGAGCUCUUCCGGGGUACCCCGCUGAGGCCUGUGGACUCCUGGGGCAAAAACUACGGAGAAAAUGCUGACUUCGGCGUGGCCAGAUCAUCCCUUGCUCAUAACUAUCUCAACCUCACGUUUCCAAGGAAGAGGACUCCACGAGUGGACAGCCAAACCGAGGAGAAUAACGACAUGAACAAGCGGCGGCGGAAAGGCUUCAACAGCCUGCGUGAGCCUCCAACCUUUUCCAGCCGAAGUUUGGGCUCCAGUCAAGAGGGCAGCGGCAGUAAGGAAGGUGGAAAUCAGAACAAAGUCAAGUCCAUGGCAAGUCAGCUGCUGGCCAAGUUUGAGGAGAACUCUCGGAACCCUUCACUCCUGAAGCAGGAACACCGUGUCUCAGGCAUAGGUGAGCCUGUCCUGCGCUCGUCCUCUGACCCUCCUGUUAACUCUCGCUCUCUCAAGCCGGAAGAGCCCACAGCCAGCCCAUCGCCUCCUCUGAAAAGGCAGUUCUCCUCGGUCGUUGUGACGGGGCAUGUGCUCCGAGAGAUAAACCAAGUGUCUGCUGGUGGAGAGGGCCCGAGCCGGCCCUGGAGAGCCAGGGCCAAGUCCGACCUGGGCAGGCCCGAGAACCGUGCUGCCCUGCCUCCCGCCUGCCAGGGGGCGCUGGCCCUGUCCGGGGUGCUGCGGCGGCUGCAGCUAGUGGAGGAGAAGAUUCUCCAGAAGAGGGCUCAGAACUUGGCCAACAGGGAAUUUCACAAAAAGAACAUUAAGGAGAAGGCGGCUCACCUUGCCUCCAUGUUUGGACACGGGGAUUUCCCGCAGAACAAACUACUCUCUAAAGGCCUGUCUCCUACUCAUCCUCCGUCCUCUUCCUCCUGCCUUCCAUCUCCUGAUCCAGCUGCUGCUUCCUCUCCAUCGACUGCUGACUCUGUUUCUCCUGCCAGAAAGCUGACGGUAGGGAAAGUGUCCAGCGGAAUAGGGGCUGCAGCCGAAGUCCUGGUCAAUCUGUACAUGAAUGAUCACAGACCCAAGGCCCAGGCUUCCUCUCCAGACCUGGAGACGAUGCGAAAGGUGUACCCCCUGAGCCUCGGCGGCAGCGACACCUGCUACUUCUGCAGGAAGCGUGUGUACGUGAUGGAGCGGCUGAGCGCCGAGGGCCACUUCUUCCAUCGGGAGUGUUUCCGCUGCAGCGUCUGUGCCACCACCCUGCGCCUGGCCGCCUACGCCUUCGAUGGCGACGAAGGCAAGUUUUUCUGCAAGCCUCAUUUCAUUCACUGUAAAAGCAACAGCCAGCAGCGAAAGCGACGGGCAGACUUGAAACAACAGAGAGAGGAGGAGGGGAUGUGGAAGGCGCAGGAAGCCCCUCGGCGAGACCCUCCCGCGGAAAGCUCCUGUGCAGCCGCCGCCCUCGGCUCUCCGGCAGGCAGCCCCCCAGAUGAGCCGACCUCCCCCAAGAAGCCCAAGAGUGUCCCGGAGCCAGAGCCUGGUGCUGUGGAAGGUAGAGCCACCUCUCCCCUGCCCUCUGAGUGGACCUCCGUGAGGAUCAGCCCCGGGGAGGACGCAGCUGGGCAGGACGUGCUGGCUGUGUGUGUGCUGGUCACCAGCGACGACAGCAGCUCUGAAGCUGAGCUGAACUGCGGCAGCAGCGAGGCCUCCGGUGCGGAGCCCUGUGAGGAGAGACCCCAGCGGCCGGAACCCGCACCCCUACCGAAGCCCCUCACCCGCCACAGCUCCCUGAGGGAGCCCCUGACCAGGGCAGCCUCCGGACAGUGCCCUGAGGGGCCCCGAGCUCUGCAUGCUCUGCAACGGGCCAACAGCUUCCAGUCCCCGACUCCCAGCAAAUACCAGAGCUGGAGAAGAAAAUUCCAGCCGAGUGUGACGCCAGUGAACAACGAAAUAACCGUGUCAUCUCCCAAGGCAGCUUCCCCUUCUGAUUCUGCUUCCUCCUUGUCUUCUGCUUCGCCUUCCCCAGCACCUUCUCCAGGGAGCAUCCCAGGCAGUGUUCCGGGCAGGUCCUCCCCACCGCAGGUCUCAAGAGGUCAUUUCAGUCCUUCCACCCCAAUCUUUCUGAGGCGAGCCAGAGCCCAAGGAGCACCCAAAGAAAUCCCUCUCUAUCUGCCUCAUGGCCAGGUGCUGGAGCGCGCGGGGUACUGCCUGGUGAGGCCUGGUGGAGACGGCCUCCAAAGCCCCAGGCCACCCAGCCCUGCACACAUGGCUUCUGAUGACUGUCAGGGCUCUGGAGGCCCCCACAGAGGCCCACCCCCCAUCGGGGAGAAGGACAGGCACUUGCCAGACCAAGAGUUGUCUCCUGGGGCUAGAGAAGACUCCGGAGAAGGGAGCCCUGAUUCCCGGAGGGGAGGGGAGGGUGGCUCGGAGCUGGCGGAGGGGAAGAAGUCGGGCCUGAAGAAGCUGGCCCUCAGUCCGGAGCAGAAGACCCGGCUGCUGGAUUGGAACGACUUCAACACCAAGAGUUUGCCCCCAGAGGCCGGGCCACAACUUGCCCAGAGGAGCGGCGAGAAUGGCAGAGGAGGCCGAGUGCUGAAACCAGUCUGCCCCUUGCUGCUCCCCAGGGCCCAGGCAGACGCUCAGGAGAAGAGGGGGCCCCCAGCUGAAAGGGCUCCACCCAAGUCCCCGCUGAGGCUCAUUGCCAAUGCCAUCCGGAGGUCGCUGGAGCCCCUCCUCCCCAGCUCCGAAGGUGGGAGGAAGGCCUGCAUCAAGCCAGAGUCAGCGCCUCUGCCCACCAGCCAGCCCCAAGCUUGCGCGCGCUCCUUCAGCCUUCGGAAACCCAGCUCCAGUAGAGACUGGAGCCAGCAGCCCGCGGGGAGAGACAUGGCGAGCAGGGCCUCCGCCUUCUUCUCCCUGGGCACCCCGCCCGGCAGGGCCGCCCUGCCCUCCACCCCUGGCCUCCCUGGCCCUGCCCUCCGCGCCCACAGUCUGCCCAACCGCCCGUCCAAGAUGCUUCCCGGGUUCGCGUCCCCGCCCUGCAACAAGAUGGAAGAUGUCCCCACGCUCCUUGAGAAAGUGAGUUUGCAAGAGACCUUGCCAGAUGCUUCUAGGAGUCCAAAGAGAAAAACUUCACUCUUUUCCUCCCUCAGACUGAAAGACAAAUCUUUUGAGAGUUCCCUCCAAGAAUCCAGACAAAGAAAGGACCUCCGGGACCUCUUUAGCAUCCCCAAGGGGAAGGUGCAGCCGGUGGACAGCACGCCCCUGGAGAAGCGGGCGCCGCCUGUCGGUGCCCCGGGACAGAGGGCCCCUCCGCCUUCUCCGCAGCGGGACGCAGGUCUCAAGCACACCCCCAUCAGGGCGCAGGUGACAGGGGCUGCCUCUUCCACCACCUCCUCCUCCGCAGAUGAAGAGUUUGAUCCCCAGCUUUCCCUGCGGUCAAAGGAGAGGAAGACACUUAGAAGAAGGAAGAAGCUGGAAAAAGCAACAAAGCAAUUGGUUAAGCAAGAAGAGUUAAAAAGACUUCAUAAAGCUCAGGCCAUCCAGAGGCAGCUGGAGGAGGUGGAGGAGCGGCAGAGGGCUUCCGAGAUCCAGGGCGUGAGGCUGGAGAAGGCGCUGAGAGGAGAAGCAGAUUCAGGCACACAGGACGAAGCACAGCUUUUGCAGGAGUGGUUUAAGCUGGUUCUGGAGAAGAAUAAAUUAAUGCGAUAUGAGUCGGAGCUACUGAUCAUGGCCCAAGAGCUAGAAUUAGAAGAUCAUCAAAGCAGACUGGAGCAGAAAUUAAGAGAGAAAAUGCUCAAGGAGGAGAGCCAGAAAGAUGAGAACGACCUCAGUGAGGAGCGAGAAAUAUUCACCGAGAUGAUGCAAGUGAUUGAGCAGAGGAACAGGCUCGUGGAUUCCUUAGAGGAGCAGCGCAUACGAGAAAAAGCUGAAGACCAGCGCUUUGAAAGCUUCAUAUUCUCCAGGGGCUGUCAGCUGAGCAGGACGUGAGCGGGGCCUCUCCUCCGGAGCCCACCAAGGACGGAGCCCGCCACGCACACCUCACACGCUCCUGCUUCCUUUUGCAGUCUUUGUCAUCCCUGCAGCUUAAGUUAUACCAGAUUGCAGUAUGUUUGUAAAAAUUCAGAUUCUCUCAUAUGUGCUGCAGCUGCCCCAGAUCCUCCCAGAGAUGAUCAUGAAGAAAACACAAAGACGUGUUUGGAAUUGGCAGUCAACCUCACAGGUCUCUCCGAUUGGAGGUGACCUUGGCAGAUGUCCAGCCAUUGUUUUCCCUAGAAGGUGACCCCGAGAUGGACU
Molecule: messenger RNA, 6345 nt
Organism: Molossus molossus (Pallas's mastiff bat)
Lineage: Eukaryota; Metazoa; Chordata; Mammalia; Chiroptera; Molossidae
Gene: MICAL2
Product: microtubule associated monooxygenase, calponin and LIM domain containing 2
Exons: 36
Coding region: 274-6039 (1921 amino acids)
Molecular function (GO): protein binding; FAD binding
Source: RefSeq, a predicted model, not a curated record